AUGUCAUCGUCGUCCGUAUCUAAUGGAAUUCUCAAAUUUGCUACACAAUACUCGCUUUAUACUGGCUGUAUUACAUUCGGUUUUGGAGUUAUUGCGGUUCAGUAUUCAACAUAUUUCUUUUAUCCAAUUUUAAUUGGUUUUCUACCUAUUGUAAUUGCAUCAUCGUUUAGUAUCUUAGCUUAUCAUAAUGUUCGUCAUAUAAUUCGACGACAAUUACCAAUUGUACGUCGUAAAUUAGAUAAACAAAUAACAGCAAUGAUUCUUAUACGUGUAAUAGCCUUCGUUUGUUUGUCACUACCUUAUAAUGCUUAUCGUAUCUAUGCCGUUAAUUUUCCCACACCACGAGGUAUGCCUAUGGCAUAUGCAAUUAGUCGAUUGCUUCAAACAAUUUUUCUUUCUAUCUACAUUAUAAAUUAUAUGAUCAGCUGUUAUAUUUUUAUAAUAUUCUCAACACGUUUUCGUCGUCAAGUAAAAUUUGUUCUCGUAAAAAAAUGUUGGCAACGAUGGAAAUAUUGGUGUUGCUCCAUAAAUAAUCGAAUUGAACCUGACAACAAUAUUGAAACACGCAAUUCACAAAUGGAAUCCGAAGAAAAUAUCUAA
Adineta steineri is the source of this 600-nucleotide messenger RNA. Lineage: Eukaryota; Metazoa; Rotifera; Eurotatoria; Adinetida; Adinetidae. The record is from the annotation of a GenBank genome assembly.